GCAGUCCUUUUGACCAUAGGGCUCAGGGGUUCUGGUCAAAAGUAAUGCACAAUAUAAAUCGAUUAUAGUAGAAGAUCACGGCAUUAUUUUUGACGAUAUUAUAUGGAUUCUUUGAGUCCCAAGUAACGAUUCUAUAAGAUAUAUUUUUGCUAGGGUAGUUGGCUAGCGCUAGUCGGCUGUACCUGUUCCAAAACUCCAGUAUUUUUUUCCUCUAUAGGUUGGCCUCAAUCUUAUUUUUAAGUGGUAAGAUGACAUGUUUUCAGCACUUUUAUUGCCAUGAUGGAUCAGCUUUUUUCCCCUCGUGGCUUCUUGUACCUCUGCAGCAGACACCAUGAGCAAUAUGUUUAGAACGUCGAAUCAGAAUAAAACCGAACUGCCGAAUUGCAGUACAUAUAGAAUUGAGAGCGAUAAAUCGUGAUGUUUAUAGAAUGGCAGUCACCGGAGGCUGGUGAGGGGAGGAUGACUCCUAAUUACUGCAAUGGAGUGAAUGUUUGAUAUAUCAAUAAGCUGUUCCAGCCAUGAGCCCGUCCUCCCCAAUUAAUGUGCCACCAACCACCUGUGAUUGCAAUACAUUGUAUUCCACCUAAGUAUUUUGAUACCUCAGGUCCCUGGCAAUUCCCAGUCCUACUAUAGGGGUGUAUAUAGGGACUCUAUUGAAUCUGAUCUUUUGACUUCCAAUUUAUACCAUACCACCUCCAUAUGGGGAUCUCAAUCCUGAUACAAACCCAAUCUGCCAUAUGUGACCUCUGGGUGCUGAGAUCUUAUUUUUUACUGUUUUACAACUGCAGAGGUUUGGCCCUGCCCACUCCCUCCUAAAGUACUUAGUGGUCACACAGGUUCUGUCAAUGACAGACAGUUUUAGAGACAAGGCUCUAUAUCAGGUUCAGGGAAUGAGUCAAUUUCAAUUCUAAUGGAAACUGCAAAUCCAAUUCCUGAGCUGUUUCUACCUGGUCAAUGCCUAUGGUGACUGGAAUCCGGUGUGGCUCAGUUGGUAAGAGCGUUGCAAUAGAAAUACCAAGAUAGUGAGUUCAAUUCCCACAGGUAUUACAUAUAAAGGUGCUUAAGUUAUGCGCUGUACUGUGUGUUUGUAUGUCCUCACUGUUUGUCAAGAGAAACUGUCUGCCUGGGGUAGAAAGGCCUGGGUCCUCUUCAGAAGGGCACACUGUAGCAAAGCGUUUAGCUAUGGAAGAUUGAAACUAAACCUGUUCUUACUGGACAAGUUCAGGUAGCACUGUACCUCUGCGUUUUAAAAUGUUUCUCCCUACUGAACACGACCCAGCUCUGAAUUCUGCCAGAGCUCAAUAAAACCCACUACUCACUGAGGUGAAGAAAGAGUUAAUGAAAGAUGCAAGAACAGCAGAAGUAGGGACCGUUCUGUCUCUGAGCAUGUGCUGCUGCCGUUGUCCUGGCUGAUACUGCAGUGAAGGAAAAUGUGUCCAUUUUCAUUGGACAGUAGUCCCCUCCGGAAUGGUGAAUGAGCCUGUAACUGACGGUCAGACGAUGUCCUGGUUGCGGAUGGUGAUUCUUCGCAUUGUCCGUUGGUCCUGAGGUGCAUUACCGUGGAAUCUACAAACGUGGGCGACAAUCUCCCGACCUACGUUUCUCCUCCACUAGAUAAAGAGCGAGGGGCGGUCACCAUGGUGUAACGGGUGUCGUUGAACUAGACCUGCAGUAUGGCACGCCAAACCAACCAUUAGACCAAGAGGAAAUCCUUGUGGUCUGAGGGCGACAUUUGGGCCUCCACCUCUCAGGCAGGACUGCCUUAUCACGAGGGCGUAAUUCCAAAUCGCAUCCACCGCAAUGGCAAUCCCGGCACCCCCACCUGUGCCUCUGACGGUCCUGUCUCGCUGGUACCUGUACGCCAUCCACGGCUACUUCUGCGAGGUCAUGUUCACCGCCGCCUGGGAGUUCGUGGUCAACCGCAACUGGAAGUUUCCUGGUGUGACCAGUGUAUGGGCUCUGCUAAUCUACGGGACCUGCAUCCUCAUCGUGGAGCACAUGUACCUGGCCCUCCGAGCUCUCCGCUGCCCCGUUCUGCUGCGAUGCCUCAUCUAUACCCUAUGGACGUACAUCUGGGAGUUCGGUACAGGGCUGUUGUUGACCCAGUUCGACGCCUGUCCCUGGGAUUAUUCCCAUUUUCAGUAUAACUUUAUGGGGUUGAUCACAGCGGAGUACGCCCUGCCAUGGUUUUGUGCAUCUUUCAUGACGGAGCGACUGGUUAUACGCAACACGCUGCGAUUACGGAUGGACAGGGACAGGGUGGAAGGGGACCAGUCGGAUGCAGGCGGGGGAGGAGGAAGGAAAGUGUGGGGCGAACAAAGAGGAGCCAAUUGCUAUCUUAAAUUGGACUGAUCAGAGAACAAGGGCAUUUUCUAAUUUGGGAAAAGGCCGUCCUCCACCCUCGCACCUCUGCCCUCUCUUCUGUGACCUGGAAACCGAUAAGUGGUCUAGUGGUCGAGGAGUUUGUCAAUUUGUUAGUAGAAACAUAGAAGACAGUCCUCCCCUCCUCGGUAGCCUCCUUUUGGCAAGGAAGCACAAGUGUAUCAUACCUGAGUCUUUUGCGGAAGAGUUUUCAGAUCUGCCAUACCCGCUUUGAAUCAGCAAUUUUUUUCUCAAAGGAGAAAAUCAUGCAAACAUUUCAAAACGAUAUGCUACUUAUCCUUUUAUCUUGCACGACUGGCUAAAAUGUCUUGCACGACUGGCUACAUUUUGUUUUGAUCACUUUAUACAUUUAUUUGGGGAUUGCACCCUUUAAAAGUGAUUUGCUUGAUGACUCAUGAUUGGAGAAGGAGAGUCUAAGGGCAUUUUCAUCCACAUUCCCUCUCCUCGCCACCUCUCCACGAUUACCUUUGACCUUUUCCAAAAGGAGGCCAGAGAGGACGGAGGAGAGAGGACACGGGAGUUGAGCAAAUCCAAUUGAGAAAAGGCCACUGAAUCUGAAUCACUCUGGAAUCCCACUCAAGCACUAAAACAUUGUAUGGAAAUGUAUAAUAAUUUUUUAAAAAUUAAAUACAUAAGUACUGUAUUUCUGUAUAGCUUCAAAAGCAAUCUGAAUAAGGUGCUAUAUGCAAUAUGUUCAUAAUUCAUUGCAAUGGAGAAUGAUUUUCUACAGUUAGUGAUAACCCACAAUAUCUGGAAAAGGUCUGUAUGCACUGUAGUCUGUUUAAAACAUUUUUUUUACUCAUAAAGUAUUUGCCUAUUGAGAAAUUAGGUCUCAGGUAACUUACUCAAUGAACUGUGUGCUAUUUCUACUGUAUAUCUGUUCUUCCAAAUGAAAGACAAAUCCGAUUUUCAUGUGAUGUAGUCAUUCACUAUUAGCCAAGGAUGUUGUCACCACACUGAAAGAGCUGCUGCCGCCUUGUGGACUUGAGAUGAUACUGCAUCUGAACACUUAAUCUGAAGUCUCAAAAAUAGGACUAUAGUGAGCUGUAUUCCUCCCAGAUAUAUCUUUGGUUUUGCCCUAUAAUGGCCCUUGCUUGAUGGCCUCUGGUACUGUUUUGAUGAUGCAAAAUAAUCGAUAAUAGAUAAUAGUUUAUCUCAAACCACAAAGUGGAUUCAAAAGCAAUACAUUAAAGGCCCAAUGCAGCCAUUUUUAUCUCAAUAUCAAAUCAUUUCUGGGUAACAAUUAAGUACCUGACUGUGAUCGCUUUGAAUGAAAAUGGUCAAAAAGAAACAAAACGAGCUUCUUAGUAAAGGGUAAAUUUCUCAAGCAAGAAUUUCGCUAGGACUGUCUGGGAGGUGGUCUGAGUGGGGAGGGGGAAACUGAAAACGAGUUAUUGGCAGAGAUUUGGAACUCUCUUUCUUAUUAGUUUAUUAACUAAUUUACCGCCUAGUGAUGUCACGUUGGAGGGCCAGAACUCUAUCCCACCAAAACAGACAAAAACUUCAGGCAGUCUUUUCAAGCAUAUCUUACACUAAAAGGGCAUUAUCAUCAUUUUCACAUUUUCACAGUAUUAUUCCAGUCUCAUAGUGUGAAAAUAUAUAUAAAACACAUUUUUGACUGCAUUGGGCCUUUCAGCAAUGAUUAUAUGAAUCCUUAACUCAACAUAGAAGUCUGUAGUUUGACUACCGUCUACCAGUAUAUAACUUUGCGCAGAUAAUGUCUUUAUUCAAAAAUGUACUGCUUUGAUGAGUGUUUAUUUCCAAAACUACUAUAUAUAUAUAUACUAUAUCCACCAAUUAUUCACAUUUGUGUUUUUUCAUCAGAAAUUAUUGCUAAUGGGUACCUUCAUGUGUGUGUAAAAUAUUACUGUUCUCAAAUGUUUUUAAUCAUAGAUUUGUGUAUGAUUUUUUUUUUUUUUUUUUUUUUUGCAAAACUCUAUACGGUGAGUGUUCAAAACAGGAACACCUUCCUAAUAUUGAGUUGCACCCCCUUUUCCCCUCAGAACAGCCUCAAUUAUUUGGGGUAUAGACCAUACAAGUUGGGAAAUUGUUCAGACCCCUUGACUUUUUCCACAUUUUGUUACAUUACAGCCUUAUUUUAAAAUGGAUUAAAUAGAUUUUUCACCUCAUCAAUCUACAUACCCUACCCUAUAAUGACAAAGCAAAUACAGGUUCUUAGAAAUUUUUGCUAAUUUAUACAAAACGAAAAACUGAAAUAUCACAUUUACAUAAGUAUUCAGACCUUUUACUCAGUACUUUGUUGAAGCACCUUUGGCAGCGAUUAGAGCAUCGAGUCUUCUUUGGUAUGACGCUACAAGCUUGGCAUACCGGUAUUUGGGGAGUUUCUCUCAUAUUCUUCUCUGCAGAUCCUCUCAAGUUCUGUCAGGUUGGAUGGGGAGCGUUGCUGAACAGCUACAGUGGAAGUUGGGAGUUUACAUACACUUUCGUUGGAGUCAUUAAAACUCGUUUUUCAACCACUCCACAAAUUUCUUGUUAACAAACUAUAGUUUUGGCAAGUUGGUUAGGACAACUACUUUGUGCAUGACACAAGUCAUUUUUGCAACAAUUGUUUACAGGCAGAUUAUUUCACUUAUAAUUCACUGUAUCACAAUUCCAGUGGGUCAGAAGUUUACAUAUACUAAGUUGACUGUGCCUUUAAACAGCUUGGAAAAUUACAGAAAAUUUGAGUCAAUUGGAGGUGUACUUGUGGAUGUAUUUCAAGGCCUACUUUCAAACUCAGUGUCUCUUUGCAUUGACAUCAUGGGAAAAUCUAAAAGAACUCAGCCAAGACCUCAGAAAAAAAUUGUAGACCUCCACAAGUCUGGUUCAUCCUCAAUCCAAGAACAACAGCAAAGGACCUUGUGAAGAUGCUGAAGGAAACAGGUACAAAAGUAUCAAUAUCCACAGUAAAAUGAGUACUAUAUCGACAUAACCUGAAAAGCCUCUCAGCAAGGAAGAAGCCACUGCUCCAAAACCGCCAUAAAAAAGCCAGACUACGGUUUGCAACUGUCCUCUGGUCUGAUAAAACAAAAAUAGAACUGUUUGGCCAUAAUGACCAUUGUUAUGUUUAGAGGAAAAGGGGGGGCUUGCAAACCGAGGAACACCAUCCCAACCGUGAAGCACGGGGGUGGCAGCAUCAUGUUGUGGGGGUGCUUUGCUCCAGGAGGGACUGAUGCACUUCACAAAAUAGAUGGCAUCAUGAGGAUGGAAAAUAUGUGGAUAUAUUGAAGCAACAUCUCAAGACAUCAGUCAGGAAGUUAAAGUUUGUGACCCCAAGAAUACGUUUGAAGUUGUGGCAAAAUGGCUUAAGGACAACAAAGUCAAGGUAUUGGAGUGGCCAUCACAAAGCCCUGACCUCAAUCCCAUAGAAAAUUUGUGGGCAGAACUGAAAAAGCGUGUGCGAGCAAGGAGGCCUACAAACCUGACUCAGUUACACCAGCUCUGUCAGGAGGAAUGGGCCAAAAUUCACCCAACUUGUUGUGGGAAGCUUGUGGAAGGCUACCCGAAACGUUUGACCCAAGUUAAAACAAUUUAAAGGCACUGCUACCAAAUACUAAUUUAGUUUAUGUAAACUUCUGAUCCACUGGGAAUGUGAUGAAAUAAAUAAAAGCUGAAAUAAAUCAUUCUCUCUACUAUUAUUCUGACAUUUCACAUUCUUAAAAUAAAGUGGUGAUCCUAACUGACCUAAGUCAGGGAAUUUUUACUAUAAUUAAAUGUCAGGAAUUGUGAAAAACUGAGUUAAAAUUUAUUUGGCUAAGGUGUAUGUAAACUUCCGUAAACUGUAUUUUCAGGUCUCUCCAGAGAUGUUCCAUCGGGUUCAAGUCCGGCCUCUGGCUGGGCCACUCAAAGACAUUCAGUGACUUGUCCCGAAGCUACUCUUGCGUUGUCUUGGCUGUGUGCUUAGGGUCAUUGUCCUUUUGGAAGAUGAACCUUCGCCCCAGUCUGAGCUCCUGAGCACUCUGGAACAGGUUUUUGUCAAGGAUCUCUCUGUACUUUGCUCAGUUCAUCUUUGCCUUGAUCCUGACUAGUCUCCCAGUCCCAGCCGCUGAACAACAUCCCCACAGCAUGAUGCUGCCACCACCAUGCUUCACCGUAGGGUUGGUGCCAGGUUUCCUCCAGACGUGAUGCUUGGCAUUCAGGCCAAAGAGUUCAAUCUUAGUUUAAUCAGACCAGAGAGUAGCGCACCGGUUUAAGGCACUGCAUGCAUCACAGUGCUAGAGGCGUCCCUACUGAACCUGGUUCGAUCCUGGGCUGUGAUUGGGAGUCCCAUGGGGCGGCGCGCAAUUGACCCAGCGUCGUCUGGGUUAGGGUUAGGCUGUCAUUGUAAAUAAGAAUUUGUUCUUAACUGACUUGUAUAGUUAAAUAAAGGUUACAUUUAACUUUUUGUUUUUAAAUGGUCUAAGUCUUUAGAUGCCUUUUGGCAAACUCCAAGCGGGCUGUCAUGUGCCUUUUACUGAGGAGUGGCUUCCGUCUGGCCACUCUACCAGACCUGAUUGGUGGAGUGCUGCAGAGAUGGUUGUCCUUCUGGAAGGUUCUCCCAUCUCCACAGAGGAACUCUGGAGCUCUGUCAGAGUGACAAUCAGGUUCUUGGUCACCUCCCUGACCAAGGCCCUUCUCUCCCGAUUGCUCAGUUUUUCCGGGCGGCCAGCUCUAGGAAGAGUUUUGGUGGUUCCAAACUUCUUCCAUUUAAGAAUGAUGGAGACCACUGUUCUUUGGGACCUUCAAUGAUGCAUAAAUGUUUUGGUGCCCUUAGCCAGAUCUGUGCCUCGACACAAUCCUGUUUCGGAGCUCUACGGACAAUUCUUUUCAACCUCAUGGCUUGGUUUUUGCUCUGAUAUGCACUGCUAACUGUGGGACCUUAUAUAGACAGGUGUGUGCCUGUCAUGUCCAAUCAAUUUAAUUUAUCACAGGUGGACUCUAAUCAAGUUGUAAAAACAUCAAGGAUGACCAAUGGAAACAGGAUGAACUUGAGCUCAAUUUCGAGUCUCAUAGCAAAGGGUUUGAAUACUUACGUAAAUAAGGUAUUUCUGUUGUUUUUUUAUUAUAAAUGUACCAUUGUUUCUAACAACCUAUUUUCGCUUUGUCAUUAUGGGGUACUGUGUGUAGAUUUGAGGAAGAUUUUUUAAACGUAAUCCAUUUUAGAAUAAGGCUGUAACGUAACAAAAUGUGGAAAAAGUCAAGGGGUCUGAAUACUUACGGCCAGCUCUGUCAUUUGUACAUUUCUUUAUUAAAAAUGUAGUUAUUUGUUACAUUUGACUUUGUAAAACCUAGCAGUACUACUUAUUUCUCUCGAGAGUGAGGCGGAUAUAUAUAUAGCAUUUAGAAACAAAACUUGAUUAUUUGUCUCUGAAAUGAAACCGUCAAGGGAUAGAUUUUAAACAAAUAGAUGUCUGUCAUUGAACAACCCCAUGCCAUGAAUAGAUAGUGAAAAAAACACACCAAUCUCUUUUAUAAUUUCUUUAAACAGUAAUUGACCAACAUUUCUGAAAAUGCAUAUAUACUGUAGCAUUUUGGAAUGAAUCUUUUCAGUUAUAAAUGAGAACUUACACAUAGUGUGUGUGUGUAUGUUUGCAUGUUUAGUGACGCUGGGAGAGACUCUGUUUCUGAUCUCUCCCCACUGUAUAUCUAAGACUCAUUCAUGUCAGAACGUUAUCAGUUGUAAAUCUUCCCAAACCAAGUUGUCUAUAUUCUUGGUUUGAUCAGUCACUUCAAUUAUUUAUUUGUUUUAAUUAUUAUUGUUUUAUUUAUAAUUUUUUACAAAUGUUUAGUGAAAACACUGCACUGUAUUGUAUCAUACAUUUCAAGUGUGUAUUUAUUGUGUUUAAUUUGUAAUAAGUCUUUGGAAGAAACUUUAUUUAAAAAAGCU
This is a messenger RNA of Salvelinus fontinalis (brook trout), 8248 nucleotides long. It is a transcript of the gene tmem229b, whose product is annotated as transmembrane protein 229B. The coding region runs from base 1801 to 2352 and encodes 183 amino acids. The record is from RefSeq and is a predicted model, not a curated record. The transcript is spliced from 2 exons. Lineage: Eukaryota; Metazoa; Chordata; Actinopteri; Salmoniformes; Salmonidae.